This is a messenger RNA of Paramacrobiotus metropolitanus, 3748 nucleotides long. RefSeq lists its product as uncharacterized. The transcript has 9 exons. Bases 807 to 2711 code for a protein of 634 amino acids. Gene Ontology annotation, cellular component: cytoplasm. Gene Ontology annotation, molecular function: protein serine/threonine kinase activity; ATP binding. NCBI's taxonomy places the organism in Eukaryota, Metazoa, Tardigrada, Eutardigrada, Parachela, Macrobiotidae. Gene Ontology annotation, biological process: protein phosphorylation. The record is from RefSeq and is a predicted model, not a curated record.
UCGAGCCUUUGUGUUUGGGUUUUCUGUACUUUAUUGCUAUUCACAAUAAAGCCUUCUCUCACUAUCGUGAGCCUUUGUUCGCCAGCUGUCACAGAGAUAAUUUUGGAAAAGUGAAAACAUCGUUUUCUUUUGAAAUACCUAUAGAUCCGAAGUGCACAGUUAACGAAAACCAACCUGACAGCGCAUUACAGAUGCUACAGUCCAUGGGUAGCGCGAUGGUAUUCAAGGGAAGCCCAGGACUACCAUCAACUUGCGCACAGAAUUGCCCUCACCGCAGCUUGCGAGUCUCGUGCCACCGAAGAGCACCGGCCAUCGCGCAAGUUAUUUGUAUUAUCAUGGAUGCAUUUGUGCUUUCGCUUUAAGUAAUGAGCGGAAGUGAUCCAAAACUUGCUCUGAAUCUGCAGAUACGUUUUACGAGUAUUAGGCAGACAACCCUGCUGUGAUAUGAAUGGAACGAGCCGAAAGAUUUCUCGUGAAUACGACGGCACACUUGUGCUUCUAAUGGCUUGGCGUUUAAUGCGAUUCUCUUGAAUACAGCGGCUUAUCGAAUAUUAUCUUCAGAUGAUCGGGCUAAGGCAACCUGACACGAUAACACAUAACACAGCAGCCACACAAAGACAACCUACGGCGACAGUUAUCAAGCAGGCGAUAUUAUUGAGCUUUCUAAUGCAAAGGAACUAAAAUUAGUUUCUUUAUAAGCUAAAUUCUUAUAUGUGUGGACACGCGGUGCUCUAUUCAUCGACUGUUCAGCCGAUUACACUACCACACCGUUGCGAAUUUACCGGGGGACGUCCUCUCCGUUAUUGAUGGAACAGUGGUUGCUUCACGACAAAAAGAAUUACGGUACAAUGAACAUACUGAAGGCAAUCACCGGGCGCUAUGUUUCGCCCACUUUUGGCUUUACCUGCCGAUACGAUGCAAGUGAUUUUAUCGGGAACGGAUUAUCUGGAGCGGUUUACAGAGCCAAUCUAACAAAUUAUCCGUAUUAUAUUUUUGCGGGAGAAAAAACUGUUGCCAUCAAAGUUUUCUACUUAUCAAAAGGAACGUUCGCGGACAAGAUGAUACAACUUACGGAAAAACUUAAACUGCUAAAGCAGCUUAACCAUGAGAAUUUAUUGGCGUACUUUGACAUUAAAAGCAUGCAAUCCGUAGAAGGUGGCAGAAUCGAGCUUAUGAUGGAGUACUGUGCAGGAGGGGACCUCGCCACUCGCAUAAGGAAACUUCGAAAAAACUCGGUUAUCCUUAGCUUAACAACGGUUUUGUCGUACGUGGCGGAAAUAACAUCGGGUCUCAACUUUCUGCAUGACAAGAACUUAAAGCAUGGCAGAAUUAUACCGGCGGUUAUUUUAAUUGCAAAAGUGAAUGCAACGGAAGAGAGACUGUUGAUCGGCGGUCUUGAAAAUGUUGCCCAGAUGUGCGUGGGCGAAGAACAGAAAGACGUUCUGGUUGACAAAAUGUACCACCAAUACUCAGCUCCAGAAUUCCUGAAACAUGUUGUGCUUCAAAAAGAAGGCUCUCUUGGAAGUGGAAUAAAGAGUGAUAUUUGGGCCUUGGGUUGUAUUUUCGUGGAACUAGCUAACUGUUUUACAGGCAAGCACGACAGAGCCCUAUCCAAAGACGGUGAUGUAGUGCCCACAGAUUAUAAUUUCUCCACUCGCCAGUACGCCAUGAUGAUACUUAAAGGCUAUGCUCCUCAUAUAUCUGACCGAAUACCGGAUGAUGUCCAGCAAUGCAUUGGGGAAUGUUUACGGAGGAAAGCAAAGCAGAGAAUCAGCGCCUGCGAGCUCCUUUCUCGUGUAACUCAAAUGAUUGCAAACCUGGAGAUACCAAACGAAACAACGAUUCUCAACGAACCUACUGGCUGCGCGUUUAAUUACACUAUUGAUGUUACCAACGGCUGGAUUGCACAGGGCGCUUUUGGUGCGGUCUAUCAAGUUAAGCUGACAGGUGGCAAGAAGUUUACCGAUUUCAAGGCGGCGGUUAAGUUGGUGAAUUUCAACGAAGAAGACAUUUCAACACCACAACGGUUCACCAAACUGCGCAGAAAAUACGAAACUUUGGUGAAACUGAAGCAUUCCAAUUUAGUAAAUUAUCAUCAGAUUAAGAUCAUCAAAGGCGAACGCUUAACUGUUCAUCUAUUGAUGGAUCACCACGGAGAUGGGUCGCUGCGAUCGUUACUAAAAAAACUACUAGAAAACCAGGUUCCGCUCAAUCCGAGAGAAGCUGUACGAUACAGUUUGGAGAUGACAGAAGGGGUAGACUUUCUGCACGGUCAUAGAGUGGUGCACGCAGACCUGAAGCCGAGUAAUAUUCUGAUUAAAACCAUAAAUGGGGAAAACACAUUAAUAAUAUGCGACCUCGACGAUUUUAUCUUAAUGGAUUUUGGUACUACAAACGCGCGAGGUACUCCAAUUUAUAUGUCGCCGGAGAUGAUUGCUAAAACCGUGGGUCGAUCGGCGACAAUCCCUGGAGAGAAAACCGAUAUUUGGAGUUUAGGAUGCGUGAUGCUAGACAUCGGCCUUUGUGCGGCUAAAGAACGCCGGCGGAAAGUUUGGCAUAGGCACGAAAAGACGGAGCAUGAAGUCAGCGAACAAACGAACAGUGCACAGUAUUUUUUGUGGAUUAACGAGAACGGCUACACCCCAUUUAUCCCCGACACCGUUGAGAAAAAUUUUGCGUCAUGCAUUGAUUUUGUGUUGCCGCCUGCCUGAUUGCUCUAACUGGUCAUACGAACCGUGAUGGACGCAUUCAAGUUCGACGCGCGACUAUUCGUCGCCGAACACAGGGACACUGGAGCAUUUCCGUUUGGACCAUAUUGCUGUGAGGCAUUUUGCCGUUGUGGAAUUUCGUCCCAAAGCAUCUGUUCGUGGACAUUUCGCAUUGGUACCCUAUAAUCAUGCGGCAGUUUGCCGCAAAAGCUCGAAUCGCUUAGUUUUUGCAAGUUUUGCAGGUUUUUUAAUUUUCCAUUUUACCAGGGUUUCUUAUGCUUUCUUAUGUUUUUUUUUUGCUUUUCUGAGGUCGCUCGUACUUUCUUAUGUCUCGAAAUGUCUCGGCGUCGAAAUGGUCUCACGACGAAAUGCCUCGCGGCGUGAUGUCCUGCCCACUGAAUAACCGGCGAAGAAACGUCGCUCGGCGAAAGGAACUUCCGGCGAAAUGUCUGCGACCGAAUGUCCUGUGGUCAGCUGACCCCGGCGAAAUGUCGCGCGUUGAAGAGAGUAUUGCGAAGAGCCGGGAGAAAGAUGUAAGUGAUUUCAUUUGUCCUCAACCAUCGACCAGUCCACCUCUCUGCCAAUUACAAAACUUCUGCGGAUAGCCAAACGUACGGUAUUUUCUUGGAGUUUUAAAAGGAGAGCGUUUAUCGUCUUUACUUGUUCAACAGUUUCCGAAGACGAAAAAUAUGCGGAAAUGUAAUCCCCGUUUUAUUUACGAUUGUUCUGACAGCAAAAGAAAUUGAAGGCAAAGGCUCGUCGCGCCUGAUUGUAGGAAGCACUAGUUACAUGACCAUCCGCCCGUGUGUGUACACUCAAUUUAACUUUCGCGCAGUCGAUAGACAAGUAUAUCUCUCCCAGUUUGACUUCCCGACUACCAGUGCAAAUUUCACCGGCUAUCUUUGAUGCAAUCAGCUGUGGCUUAUUCCUGAUCUACUCGCGUAACCACUGAUAGUCGCAGCUGCAGUGCAGCAGCUGAGCGUGGUUGACCAGCUCCUCCUCGUGUGCUUUCACUGCUUUGCCCUGUUCGCGUGGCAGCC